Perca fluviatilis (European perch) is the source of this 561-nucleotide messenger RNA. Its product is annotated as trace amine-associated receptor 4-like. Bases 1 to 561 code for a protein of 186 amino acids. Gene Ontology annotation, molecular function: trace-amine receptor activity. The transcript has 4 exons. Gene Ontology annotation, biological process: G protein-coupled receptor signaling pathway. Lineage: Eukaryota; Metazoa; Chordata; Actinopteri; Perciformes; Percidae. The record is from RefSeq and is a predicted model, not a curated record. Gene Ontology annotation, cellular component: membrane.
AUGACGGAGACACAGGACGGAGCAGAGCUCUGCUUUCCACAACUCUUCAACACCUCCUGCAGGAAGCUGACACCUUGGUUUGAAGUGAUGCUCAUUCACAUUUUGCUCUACUCCAUCUCUCUGCUCACUGUAGCUCUCAACCUGCUCGUCAUCACCUCAGUCUCCCACUUUAGGCAGCUCCACACACCCACCAACACCCUCCUCCUCUCUCUGGCUGUCUCAGACUUUCUAGUGGGCCUUGUGCUGAUGCCGGGAGAAAUCUUCAGAAAAACAUCAUGCUGGUUUCUUGGUGACUUUGUGUGUUUUCUUUAUAAUUAUCUUUCAGCCAUCCUUCCCGCAUCCUCAAUAGGUGACAUGGUGCUCAUAUCAGUUGAUCGUUAUGUUGCUAUUUGUGACCCUCUGCAUUACAACACAAGAAUCACUGUCCAUAGAGCUAAACUCUGUUCAGAGCUGAAAGCAGCCAGGACUCUUGGUGUUCUUGUAUUCGUGUUCCUACUAUGUUUCUGCCCAUUUUACUCUGUCUCUCUUGCAGAUUCAGAUACUGCAGCCUGGCUCCUGUGA